Messenger RNA from Mytilus trossulus (common blue mussel), 699 nucleotides. RefSeq lists its product as uncharacterized. The coding region runs from base 1 to 699 and encodes 232 amino acids. The transcript has a single exon. NCBI's taxonomy places the organism in Eukaryota, Metazoa, Mollusca, Bivalvia, Mytilida, Mytilidae. The record is from RefSeq and is a predicted model, not a curated record.
AUGGACAUUAAGUGUGCCGAUUUUGCUAUCAGCAUUAAGGAUGAAAUACUAUUUGCUCCGCUACCCGGAAACAAACUGUUUUCGAUUACAACAACAACAAUGAAAACGACGCCUGUAUUGGAUGUUUCCCCAAACAAAAUAUUGGCAAUUCACUUGAGUAAACAUAAUGAACUUCUAAUUAGUCUUCGAGACAGUGGACAAAGGUUUCCAGUAACAGAUUCCAGCACAAGACAAGUUGUUGUUUUCGGGACUAAUUAUAAACAUAGAUCAACAUUAGAGCGUGACAGUGCUGGGAAUAAGUUAUUUAAUUAUGUUAAAAGAAUCACAACUGAUUCGGAAAAAAACAUUUACGUAGUUGACUGGUUUGAUGACGAUGAUAGAGGAAGAAUAGUGAGCAUAGACAGAAAUUAUCGAAAAAGAUUUGUCUAUACCGGAUCAACAUUUUUCAACACACAGGAAUCACCCUUUAAUCCUGAGGAUAUUGUAGUAACAUCGAGGGAUACGACAAUAAUUUCAGACUGUAGAAAUAAUGCUUUACAUGCUCUAAAUACUAAGGGAGAAUUAUUAGGACUACAGAUUACAAGGAACUUGAAUGUGUUGUAUCCACACAGCUUGAGUAUAGACGAUGAGGGGUUUCUUUUGAUUGGAUCCAGCAUAAACAAAGACGCUCAGAUACAUAUUGUAAAAUUAUCAGUUUAA